GGAGGGACGGCUCGUCAGUCUUUGUCCUUCCGGGCCCGGAUUGGCCCAAGAAGCUUUACUUGUAAUGAUAUAAACAUGUCUGCUGCUUCGCCUGGCUCGAACCGAUGUUCGCAAGCGGCUAUGCAGUUCUUCAUCAAACUGUGCAAAAACUCUCAUUAUGCAUUUGCCUGCGGUGUAGCAGAGCUAAAUCUUUAUCAUUGCUAGAGAAUAUGCACAUAGCUGCAACGUGCACGCGUGAGGAAAGAGGAUACCCUGCCUGCAGCCGCUGCAAGAAAGAGAGAGGGGACUCAGCCGUGCUUUCAUCAUUAUAAUCACCAUCCUAAGUGCUCGCUCUUAACAUUUUGUUUUUCGCUGUUCGGGCGAGAAGUGACAAGAGCAUAGACCCCUCCUCUGCAGGGCGGAGCGUGCAUUUUCAUUUCGGUAUUUUGUAUUUUUUAUUUAUUUUUUUUUCCUUCCUAUCCCUGUACCCUGCUCUGACACGUCUGCACUGAGUGAAUGGCAUUGGCACACUGUCAAUCGCUCACUAGCGCUGCCAUCAAACAACAUAAAACACACACAGGCAGAGGCUGGAGCUCAUAAAUUUCAGCAGGGCAAGAUAUUUUUUUGCGCAUCGCCUUUUAUACAGCGUUCUAUCGUAAUUAAUUUCGUCUCGCAACAAAAAAAAAAAACAAAAAAAAAACGCAACUUUUUCUACAUUUCAUAUUUUUUAUAUUAACAUUUGGACACCUUGUGCUGCAGAUUAUGUAUUUUUUUUAAAUACAGGAAACAUUUCUGCACAUUUACCUGAAAUUUAGCCUGAGAUUUUUUUAUUACUAUUAUUAUUUGUUUACAUAUUUCCACGUUGGAUAAUUUUCGUAAAGGAGGAUUUGGACAUUUUGAAGAGGAAAUGCGCCGGGGAUUCUGGUGAAGAGACCACCAAGGACCAUUUCUUGUCUACACUACCGCUGUUAAAUCGCAGAGAGAGAGAGAGAAAAAAAAGACAGAUCGGUGCGAGGAUUUAGAGCGGGGAUAUGAUGGAGCGUCAAUUUUGACGAAGUUUCAAGAAGAAAGAUUUUUCUUUUUUCCGCAAAACAUUGCCACGCGUUUUGCGCACUUUGGACCGCGCGUAAAAGAAAGCAUCAAGAGGACUACUUCACACUAAAAUAUACAUGCUGCAGUUGUUUUUAUUUAAGAAACACGCGUCUUUAUUUCGCUGAACAAGCCCACCGCUUUUGCAUCCACCGAGUCUCUACGGCACAUGCUCUAGCCGAUUUCGUAUAUGAGUUUUUCAAUUUGUGUGGCUCAGUGCACAGACUCUUUAGCGGCUACCAUGGACGAUCAAGCCCGGAUCAUGCAGUCCAUCGGCGGCGUCAGUCUGGCCGGCCACUCGGUGCAGGGAGGCAUGUCGCUGCCGCCUCCGCACGGACACGACGGGACGGACGGGGACGGGAGGAAGCAAGACAUCGGUGACAUUCUGCAUCAGAUCAUGACCAUAACCGAUCAGAGUCUGGACGAGGCGCAAGCAAAAAACAGGAAACAUGGACUGAACUGUCACAGAAUGAAACCAGCACUCUUCAGCGUUCUCUGUGAAAUCAAAGAAAAGACAGGUCUCAGCAUCCGGGGUGCCCAGGAGGAGGACCCUCCAGACCCCCAGCUCAUGCGUUUAGACAACAUGCUGCUGGCAGAGGGAGUGGCAGGACCGGAGAAAGGUGGCGGAUCCGCUGCAGCCGCAGCGGCAGCUGCAGCCUCGGGCGGAGCGGCCGACAACUCCAUUGAACAUUCUGACUACAGAGCCAAACUCACACAGAUCAGACAGAUCUACCACACAGAGCUCGAGAAAUACGAGCAGGCAUGUAACGAGUUCACCACCCAUGUGAUGAACCUGCUGAGGGAACAGUCUCGCACGCGGCCCAUAUCGCCCAAAGAGAUUGAGCGCAUGGUGGGAAUAAUCCACCGCAAGUUCAGCUCCAUCCAGAUGCAACUGAAGCAAAGCACCUGCGAGGCUGUCAUGAUCCUGCGCUCCAGAUUCCUUGAUGCCAGGCGAAAAAGGAGAAACUUCAGCAAGCAGGCAACAGAAAUUUUGAACGAAUAUUUCUACUCGCAUCUCAGCAACCCAUACCCGAGUGAGGAAGCUAAAGAGGAGCUGGCCAAGAAGUGCAGCAUCACCGUUUCCCAGGGGGUGGGAAGCACCAUCACAGUAUCACAGGUAUCCAACUGGUUCGGCAACAAAAGGAUCCGGUACAAGAAAAACAUUGGCAAGUUUCAGGAAGAGGCCAACCUGUAUGCCGCCAAGACUGCUGUGAAUGCGGCGCAUGCUGCAGCCGCUGCAGUGCAGAACAGCCAGGCCAACUCCCCCACCACUCCCAACUCUGGAUUCCAGAUGAAAGAUGAAGAGUUUCAACUGGAUUCUGCAGAGAGCAAAAACACUCUUUUAAGCAACAUGUUUACUGGUUCUUCAGGUUCUUUUAGCCUCCCAAACACUGGGGACAUGUUCUUGAGCAUGCAGAGUCUGAAUGGGGAUUCUUACCAAGGGGCACAAGUCGGAGCCAAUGUACAGUCACAGGUGGAUACCCUGCACCAUGUUAUCAGUCAGACGGCAGGAUACAAUGAUGCUCUAGGAAGAAACACCAUUUAUAGCCCACAUGGUCUAAAUGCUAAUGGAGGAUGGCAAGAUGCAAGGACUCCAUCUUCUGUGAUCUCUCCUACAGAAGGUCCUGGAAGUGUGCACUCGGACACCUCAAACUGAAAAAUGCAUCUUCCCCUGCAGCGCAGCAUGGACUUUUUUAUUUCCUGUAAAACAGAAGAGAAAAAAAAAAUCCUUAAGAUUUUCUGUGACUGCAGCGCACACGUGCACAUGGCAUCCUCCAUUAUGGACACCAAAAGUUUCCUGAUCGCUUAGUGUUUUCUUUCAUGAAUCAAUUGUAAUCACCAUGCUUUUUUCUCGUUUGUUGUAGUGGUGAACACAGACAUGUAAAAAUACAAACAGCCCUCCAACAUCACUGGGCAAACUUUCAGGAUAAUUAUCUCUUGCUCUGCUCAAAAUAACAGGAUGACAUUUUAUGACAUUUUAAACGCCCGCUUGUUCGAUUCUUGAUUUGAUUGCCGCUCUCCAUUUUGAUAAUUGAGCCCUCUCUUUCGUUUCUUUCAAUUAAUGCAGCUGUUUCCUUUGACUCUAAUGUGCUUGCUGCCUUGUCCGGCGACUCGACAAUGCUCACGCUGACAGCUCGGUGGCAGCUUUGCGGUUACUUUUCAAGAUUUAUUUUUGUCUCACAGCUGUGUACAUGACUGCGAGAAAAUGACUUUCAAACAGUGGAACGUAAAGAUACAUGAUUGAUCACUUGACUAAAACGUGACACAGUUCCAUAUUUUAUAAUUUGACGUUUUGUUGUACAUAUGUAAACAUUUUUUUUACUGCUUAUGGAAUCAACAAAGCUCCCCCCACAGUAGAUCAUCCUGACACGGCACACAGGAGCCCGCCCCAUUAUGCUGGAAACGUUGUACAUAAUAUAGCUUAAGAGUAAUUAAACAUCCAACCAAUCAAUACGCCACUUUCUUACCUCAUUCAUAGAAACCAGUCAUUUGCAUCAUUUCCGUAGCUUAGAGUGCUCACUUACUACCUCUAAACAAGAUCACCGCCAUACUUUCUUAGUUUUCUUUUCUUUCUGGUCCUUAUUUAAUGAUUUAAUCUACUUAUUUUGAUUACAUCUCGCAACAGUGUAAACUCUUCAUUCCCUAUGUAAUCUAAUGUAUAUUUUAAUCUUUUAAUAAAAUUGCGUUGCUGUACUGCAACUUAAAAUGAAACAAAAAAUAAAAAUAACAAUAUUAACACAAUGGGGGAAAAAAGAUGGGGAUAGGGGGAAGAAAUUGUUGGUUGAUGGCUUUUAUCGAGGAAGGUGGUAAACAACAAACAGUAAAACUGUUGUAAAUAUCGAAGAAAAAAAAAACAUUUUGAAUGUUGCUCAUCUUGUUACUAAAUCAUUCAGAAAAAAGAAAAAAAAAUCACUAUAAAAAGUGUAAUGCAUAGAGGUUUCAGUAUUCAGACCUGUACGUUUUCAGCUCUGUUCAACAGAGUCCAAGACUUCUUUUUCUCUUUUUUUCUAUUGUAGGUGAUUCUGAAACUGAAAAAAAAGUCAUGACAAAUGAUUUGUGGCAGUGAUUCUAAUGUAUUAAAGAUGUUUAGUGUUACUUUCUAACCAGACUACACCCUGGACAGAAAAGUCUUCCUUGUGGUAGUUGUGUAAUUUCAAACAUGAAUAAACCUUUUUGCUUUCAUGACA
Molecule: messenger RNA, 4256 nt
Organism: Girardinichthys multiradiatus
Lineage: Eukaryota; Metazoa; Chordata; Actinopteri; Cyprinodontiformes; Goodeidae
Gene: pbx3b
Product: pre-B-cell leukemia homeobox 3b
Exons: 11
Coding region: 1259-2725 (488 amino acids)
Biological process (GO): brain development; neuron development; eye development
Cellular component (GO): nucleus
Molecular function (GO): DNA-binding transcription factor activity, RNA polymerase II-specific; RNA polymerase II cis-regulatory region sequence-specific DNA binding
Source: RefSeq, a predicted model, not a curated record